Molecule: messenger RNA, 231 nt
Organism: Malurus melanocephalus (red-backed fairy wren)
Lineage: Eukaryota; Metazoa; Chordata; Aves; Passeriformes; Maluridae
Gene: GNG3
Product: G protein subunit gamma 3
Exons: 2
Coding region: 4-231 (75 amino acids)
Biological process (GO): G protein-coupled receptor signaling pathway
Cellular component (GO): heterotrimeric G-protein complex
Molecular function (GO): G-protein beta-subunit binding
Source: RefSeq, a predicted model, not a curated record
CCCAUGAAGGGCGAGCCCCCCCCCAGCAGCACCCUGAGCGUGGGUCAGGCCCGGAAAAUGGUGGAGCAGCUGAAGAUCGAGGCCAGCCUGUGCCGAGUCAAGGUGUCGAAGGCAGCAGCAGAGCUCUUGAGUUACUGCGAAUCCCACGCCUGUGAGGAUCCUCUGCUCACCCCCGUGCCCACCUCGGAGAAUCCGUUCCGCGAGAAGAAAUUCUUCUGUGCCCUCCUCUGA